This is a messenger RNA of Peniophora sp. CBMAI 1063, 903 nucleotides long. The record is from the annotation of a GenBank genome assembly. NCBI's taxonomy places the organism in Eukaryota, Fungi, Basidiomycota, Agaricomycetes, Russulales, Peniophoraceae.
AUGGACUUCACGAAGAUCGUCGGCUUUGCAGAGAUCGCCACGCCGUUCUCGAUCACGCACGAAUCGCAGAAACGCCUCGACCCGGCCGCGGCGUGGAAAGCGCAGAACCACAAGGACAAAGUCGUGAUCGUCACCGGCGGCGCGACGGGCAUCGGCGGUGCCUGUGCCUCCGCGUACGCGCGCGCCGGCGCCCACCUCGUUCUCGUCGGCCGCAGGAAGGAGCGGCUCGAGGAGAAGAAGGCCGAGAUCGAGAAGGAGAUACCUGGGGCGCGCGUCGAGAUUGUCGCGGGCGAUAUCUCGAAGACUGAGGUGCCGAGGCUGGUGGUGGAGAGGGCUGUGAGCGCUUUUGGGAGGGUCGACGUUGUUAUUGCGAAUGCGGGGACGGGGACGCCGCCUAUCUAUCGUCUCGGCGAGAGCGACCCCGCCGCGUGGCGCGCGUCGAUGGAGACGAAUAUAUUCGGGACGUAUGGGCUCGUGAACGCUGCGCUGCCUGAGCUCGUCAAGACGGGCGGGCAGAUCAUCGUCACGAGUUCGUCGGCGUCGCAUUUGCGUUUCCCGUUCGGCUCGGACUAUAUUAUCAGCAAGCACGCGCUGAACAGGCUUGUUGAGCUUCUUGCCGUCGAGUACCCCGACAUCAAGUCCUACUCCGUCCAGCCCGGCGCGAUCCCGACAGAGAUGAACAUCGCCGCGCAGAAAGCCUCGGGCAUCGCUUUCCCGCACGACGACACGGUGGAGAACGCCGCGGCGUUUUAUCUCUGGCUUACGGGCCGCAACGCCGAGUUCCUCAGCGGCAGGUAUGUGGACGCUACGUGGGACGUUGAGGAGGUGCUGGCGAAGAAGGAGGAGAUUGUGAGGGACCAUCUGUUGGUGACGAAGUUGGCUGGUCCGGCGAGGAGCGCGUAG